Drosophila navojoa is the source of this 2923-nucleotide messenger RNA. RefSeq lists its product as uncharacterized. Gene Ontology annotation, cellular component: cytoplasm. Lineage: Eukaryota; Metazoa; Arthropoda; Insecta; Diptera; Drosophilidae. The record is from RefSeq and is a predicted model, not a curated record. Gene Ontology annotation, molecular function: G protein-coupled receptor binding. Gene Ontology annotation, biological process: G protein-coupled receptor internalization; signal transduction.
AUGGCCACUGGCUCAAAUCUACAACAAAAUAUGAUAUGCAACAACAACAACGACAACAACAACAACAGAGGCAACAACAAUUGGAGAUUACGCCGCCUUAAACAUUUUAUGGACUUAUUGCCCGUUGGCGGCAGUGUCAGCUCAAAAUCUCUCGCAACAUCACAGCAGCAGCAGCAACAACAGCAGCGCCAGCACGAAUACCAACAUCAACAACAACAACAACAACAACAACAACAUCCAAUAUUACCGUGCCAUUCAAAAGACCUGCUGGCCAUGGCGAAUGCCCAGCUGAAUCCCGAUGCUGUCGCCGAGCGGGAGACCCUCAAUAGGUCGGCCAGCUAUCACAGCGAGGAGUUGCUGCUGCACGACCUGUUGGCCGAGACGGAGCCGACAAAUGGACACAGGAUACACAAGGAUGACUUUGGGACGCAGCGUGUGUACAAGAAGACGUCGCCGAACUGCGUGAUCACGCUCUACUUGCCGACGCGCGAGAUAAUACUCAGCGGCAACAAUCCAUCGGUGCUGCGCGGUAUCGUCUAUGUGGACCCGAAGGCCAUUCAAGGAUAUCGCGUUUAUGCGCAGCUAACUCUGACAUUUCGCUAUGGGCGCGAGGACGAGGAGGUGAUGGGGCUGCGUUUCUGCAACGAGGCCAUUAUGUCGCUGCAUCAGAUUUGGCCACGCCUCGAGGAGCCCUCGCCCGAAACGCUCAGUCCACUUCAGGAGGCCCUACUGAAGCGACUGGGCGAUGGGGCUCAUCCGUUCACCUUAUCGCUGACUGCCCAGGCACCGCCCAGUGUCCAGCUAGUGCCAGCCAAACGCUACUACGGAGCCCCCAUUGGCACCAGCUACGACGUACGCUGCUUCAUUGCGGACAAGACGGACGAAAAGUUCCAUCGGCGGGCCUCCGUCAAGAUGGGCGUGCGGGUCAUCUAUCGCACCGACGUCUUUCACCAGCAUACCGCUCCGGAGAACUUCGCUGCCUUUGCCGGCCAGAACUCCAAUGCAUCGACCCAAUCGCCGCCCGCCAGCGCCACGCCCCCAUUGAGUAACAGCGAUGGGCACGAGCCAACACCCAGCACCAGCAGUGCAGGCGGAGGAGGAGGAGGAGGAGCCGCUGGAGGAGGAGGUACCGGUACCGGCACCGGUACUGGUGCGGGUGCUGCUGCGGGUGCGGGUGCGGGUGCUGGUGCCAAGGGCGCCAAGUCCAAGUCGGAGCGCGGUGAUUCAUUUCCCAAGCUGCGCCUCUCGCCCAAGGCGUUCAGGUUCAGCGGACGCUUCGGCCGCAGCAAAAGCGAAAUCGAACGGUGCCCCAACGACCCAUUCCAUUGCUACAGCAAGUCCUUCCAGGAGCACUGCGACAACACUGGCUCCGAAAUGCUGCCACCCCAUAGCAAUGCCGGAGUCACCGGCGGCAUUGGCGGCAUCAGCGUUGGACCGUGCGGCGGACCCCAGGGCGCCGUCGAUAAACCGUUUCUGCUGCACGAUGGCCGCGUGGGCUUGAGGGCCAGCCUGGACAAGGGCUGGUAUACGCACGGCGAGGACGUCAAUGUCACGGUCAACAUACGCAACGAUAGCCGCAAGACGGUGCGCAAAGUGAGGGUCUGCGCCAUUCAGCAUGUGGACGUCUGCAUGUUCAACAACGGCAAGUUCAAGAACGUCGUUGCCGACUCGGAGAACAUAUCGCCCGCCGUGGACCGCACCGUACCGCCGGGCGGCACACUGAACACCACCGUGGCCCUGCGGCCACAGCGCGGCCCCACCAAGAACUGGAUCGCACUGGAGGACACGCUGCAGCGCAGCACCGAGCCGGAUGAGAUAACUGGCGCCAUUGCCGCAUCGGCCAUACGCUCGCCCAACUUCGUGAUGCAGGCCGCCCAGCUGCUGACCGGCCAUCCGCUGGCCAGCCCGGCCAUGGCCAUGCCCCAGCCGCCGAACUCGGCGGGCACAGCCACUGCCGGCGGCGCUGGGAGUGGCUUGGGCGACGAUCGCAAUGUGUUUGCCAUCUACGUGUCGUACUACGUGAAGGUGAAGCUCACACUGAGCGGCAUGGGCGGCGAGCUGUCGCUGAAGCUGCCCUUUGUGCUCGUCCAUGUGGACGAGUCGCUGCGGCCGGGCCACACCUCGGCCACGGUGGCCGAGCUGCGCAUGGAGCGGCUCACGCUGCAGGAUGUGCCAGCCGGGCGCAAGAGCGCCAAGCGUUCGUCCACCACGAAUAAAUCCUCGAACACCUCGCCCUCACUGGUCGAUGGUCCAUCCACGAGUGCUGCGGCCGCCGCCGCUGCGGCCGCCAGUGCCGGCGUCGACGACAUCACCCAGCUGGAUGUCAUCGAGGCGGCGGACGAGGAGUUCAACAUAUGUGUGCCCGUGCCAACUGGGCCGCCGAAGCCCAGCUCCAGCAGCCAGAAGCGGCGGCUGCAGCGCAGCGAGACACUGGCCCGAGACAUCGACGAGACCGAGGAGGAGCAGGAGGUCGAGCAGCAGCAGGUCGAGCAGCAUGUCGUCCAGGUCCAUUUGGAGCAACUGCGCGAGGAGGAGCGUCCGCAGCCGGCCACCGAGACGGGCGCCGUGCCAAAAACCACAAAUGUUUGAUUCUGAUUGUGGUCUCAGAUGUUUGCCAAACGAAAGAAGCCGUAGGCGGAGACUGAGGAGGAGACUGAGCAGGAGGAGAGGCAAACGUGGGCCGGACAGAGGCGAGAACAGGUCAAUCGAAAUUGGAAGAGCGAACGGAGCGAAGAAAAAGACGACGAAGAGAAGAAUAGAAGAAGGUGUUAAUGAAGAUGAUGAAGAAGAAGAAGAAGAAGGAGGAGGUAAAAGUGUAUAUUUGAUGCAAAAGCGUAAGCGAUUCAGUUUCGGUUUCAAAUGAAAAACGAUUUCACGAUUAGCAUAGAAGGUCCCUGGGCAGUGGGACGAUGGGCGUGGAUGG